Molecule: messenger RNA, 3810 nt
Organism: Debaryomyces fabryi
Lineage: Eukaryota; Fungi; Ascomycota; Pichiomycetes; Serinales; Debaryomycetaceae
Product: serine/threonine protein kinase
Exons: 1
Coding region: 1-3810 (1269 amino acids)
Biological process (GO): protein phosphorylation
Molecular function (GO): ATP binding; protein kinase activity
Source: RefSeq, a predicted model, not a curated record
AUGUCAUCGACACAUGCCAAUGGGAAUAAUGAACGUAUACCCAACAAUGCUGGACAUUCUGUAAUUUUUAAUAAACUUGCUACGGCGACAACGGGCAUAUCUACAUCGGAAGCAUUAAGUCCUACGAUAUCGGCGUCCAGAGAAUACGAACCUCUAGGUGAUGCAAAUGGAUUAGAUGAUAAAGGUUUGAGACAUAACUUGUUUGGAAAGGUUACGGGGAUGCUACAUCGAUCUUUGAGUGAAUCCAGGAAGAAUUCAACGACUUCACUAGGGAAAGACCCACUUGAUACUUCAAGUAGAAGUCGGACUGGAAGCAGAGUAGACAGUCGUACAGGCAGCCGUACAGGGAGUCGUGCAGGAAGCGUGGCAGGAAGCAGGUCAGGAAGUAGAGGAGAUAUAGUGAGAGAAACUUCAAAUACACCUCUUCCCUCAAAGAAAUCAGUGAAGGAAACAAACAACGAUAGUAGUACAGAUAGCCGUACAAACAGUCGUGCAGGGAGCCUUACAGGGAGUCUUGCAGGAAGCAGGCCAGGAAGUAGAGGAGAUUUAGUGAGAGAAACUUCAAAUACACCUCUUCCCUCAAAGAAAUCAGUGAAGGAAACAAACAGCGUUUUUCUAGAAUAUGAUCCACUAACUAAACGUAAAGUACUCAAUACAUACGAAAUAUUGCGUGAAAUAGGUAGAGGGGAGCAUGGUAAAGUUAAAUUAGCCAGGGACUUAGUUCAUAAUGAGCUAGUUGCAAUAAAGAUUGUCAACAGAAAGUCUAAAAGAGAGAGACCUUUGUUAAGAAUGAGGCAUGGCUCUAAAGUGCAAAGCAACACACCUAGUGAUUAUGAUAUUAAAAUAAAACGAGAAAUUGCUAUUAUGAAAAUGUGUCAGCAUAAACAUAUUGUUAGGUUGAAAGAACUCUUAGAUGAUUUGAAUUCUCACAAGAUAUACAUGGUAUUGGAAUAUCUUGAAAAAGGAGAAAUCAAGUGGAAACGUCAGAAGACAAAUAGUGAAGAUACAUCUCAUGUCGAUGUAAAUAAUCCCGACGAUAUUCCUUGCCGAAGUGGUUUUAGGAAAAAAAGCAUAGCAUAUACACAAGCAGAUGAAGAUGAAGACUUGUUAUCAAACGAAUUUUCGCCUUAUUUAACAUUCAAGCAAUCAAGAAAAAUUUUUCGUGACGUUUUAUUGGGUAUGGAGUACCUACAUAUGCAAGGUAUAGUUCAUAGAGAUAUCAAACCUGCAAAUUUAUUAGUUAGCUCAGACAACAUUAUUAAAAUUAGUGAUUUUGGUGUUUCAUUUGUGUCAUCUUUGGAUAAUGAAGAUUCUAAUUUAGUUAAUGAAGUUGAAUUAGCAAAGACGGCUGGCACGCCUGCAUUUUUCGCCCCAGAAUUAUGUGAAACUAAUUUCUCAUCUUCUACAAGUUCCAAAUCAGUUUCAGCUUCGUCCCUAGAAAUUUUGAGAAAUGAUCAGUUAAAACUUACUAAAUUACUCCCCAAGAUAGACUACAAGAUUGAUAUUUGGGCCCUUGGUGUUACAUUGUAUUGUUUAUUGUUCGGUAAGGUUCCGUUUAAUGCAGAAUCUGAGUUUGAAUUAUUCCUGGUUAUUGUUAAUCAACAAUUGGAGUUUCCUACUGAUAGAAAUGCAUUUAACUCUCCUUGCGAAGUAGGUGAAACUGAAUUUGAAUUGGCAAAAGAUUUAUUAUCAAAGCUAUUGGAUAAGAAUAAAGAUUCGCGUAUUGAAAUAAAAGAUAUCAAGAACCACCCUUUUGUUCUUUUAGAUUUAGAAGAUGACUUGGAUGCUUUAAAUGAACUACUUUAUCUAAAUGACAAAAAUGCUACUUUUUUUAAGACAUUUGGAACUGACGAGGAGGUUCUGAAAGAAGACAUUGAUAAUGCAAUAGUGGGUAUUGGAAACAGAAUCAGGAGUAGCUUGUUGAAAUCGAUUAAGGCCAGUGGAAGAGAUUUCGAUCCUCGUAGAGGGAUUGUUCAGUAUUUGGAGCCUAAUACAAGCGUAUCAUCAUCUGAAGAUUCUUCAUACGUUAAUUCUCGUUAUAAUUCGACGUCAGGAUUAAACGAGAGCCUGGGGAAUUCUGUAAUAUUAUCAGAAGCUUCGCAAUUGACUACCCCUCCAAGUUUUCAAAAUUUUUACAAAGUGAGGUCUGGGAGCCAACAACCUGAUUCGUCUGUUAAUUUUCCAACAAAUGCUCCUCAUAUACCGUCGAAUUUAUCAACACAGCAAAAUGCUAUACCUAAUUUCUCAUCACAUUCUAUUGCAACUACUCGAGAAAGUAGAACACCGAAUAUACUUUUACAGGAUGUGAUUGAUUCACAUUCAAACAGUUCUAGUAGACGUGGAAGUUCGGCAGGGUACGAAGCUGUACAGAUUGAAACCAAGCGCAAUGUCGGAGGUGAUUUAUAUUUGAAAAACCAAUCACUUGUUGAUACCUUCAAGGUAAUUCAGCAACAAGAUGAUAAGAGACGCAGAUCUAGUGCAAUAUCGUCAUCUAUUCAUGCAUCAAAUGCUAAUACUCCGAAGACUUCUAUUUCCUCUCAUUGGGGACAAGAAGACUCGUCUGCGUCUUUAUCUGCUGGAAAUCCAGUACAGGUUGCGCAACAUUCAAAUAACCAAUUAAGGAUCGAUCCAAUCAAUAUAAGCAAUGAUAGAAGGCCUUCUUCAGUCAUCUCUUUACCUUUGAAUGAGAGUUUUGCUUCACUCGACAGUUUCAGUGAUGACUAUUUGAAAUUCAAGUAUCAAGAAUAUCAUAGUAACCAUCCAAAUAGUAAGCAUCUUUCAUUAAGACGUGACAGUGAUGUAACACAUUCUGAUCCUAAUAUUAAUCAUAUCGCUGAUUUGAAAUCGAAUUUUGAUACAAUUAAUGAGAAGUUUAAAAACUUUAAUUUAAACGCCCAGAUGAAAAAUGAAACAAUUACUUUCAACCUUAAUUCGGAGAAGCUUAAUGAACAUGAAGGAAUCGCACCAAAAACAUUAAUUCAAGGUCUGAGUGAUUCUUCAUCUUCACAAUCUUGCUCAUCGUCGUCAUCAUCAAUUUCAGAGAGUGAAAGUGAUGAAGAAGGAAAUUUAACGUUAGCAUUUUCAUCAAAGCUUUCACCUCCAUCAAAACCUAAAUUUUUAUCUCUCGGUAACAGAGCUAAGUCACACGAUUCUCAUUUACCUGGAAUCGUUACACGUCCUUCAAUUCAGCGUUACGAUACGCCUGUUAUAUUUCAAGACGACAUACCUGAAUUUGAAGAUAUACCAGAGGGACUAAUGUCAAGUGUACCUCGACCCAGCGUGUCAGCCGAUGUUUUAAUGAACCCAACGGUUUCGGUCGUAUCGAGUAAUGGUUCAAGUACUACUUUGACUGCGGAGACAUUAGGCAACCGUUCAAGUACAGAGGUUCCUAAUAGGAAGGUGAACACAACUGAAUUGAAAAAAGAUAAUUGCAUUUCAUCGCCAAAAUUGGAUAAGUUACAAAAGGACAAUAAUAGAAUACCAUCACCUUUAAUUAACAAUGCACCCACAUCUCCUAAAGCUACUACAAAUUCUCAUUUAGUCAAACAAUUGUUUAAGAAUCAUAAGGACAAUUAUUAUAAUAAUUAUUAUAAUAAUAAUAAUCAGUCGAAUAAUCAAUUUAAUAACCAUUAUAAGAAAGAUCCGAUAUAUUAUCCUUUCCCGAAUGCAUUGCAUUAUGAUAAUGAUAAGGAGAGUGAAACGAAGUCUACCUCAAACCUGGGAAUUACACGUAGACCAAGUUAUUAUAGAUCCAAUUCGGUUACAGUUGGGUUGUUACAGCAUGACAGAGAAAAGAAAAAAGAUGGGUAA